UGUUAUUAUUAAUGUUAAUAAUAAUAUUUUAGGGGGAAAUGAGGCACAGACUUCUGGUAGGUAGCCAGUGAGUUAAGUGGAAUUUGCCUUCACUUGAUAAUAAGCUUUGUCUCUUUGCUGCUGUCACUUCAGCCAUAUGCUUUUGCCAUCCUUUCAUCCUGCCACUUGCUGUCAUAAAGCUUAGCAGGGAAAGUAAAUGGAGGCCACAGUAACAUACAGAAAUGUCUUGGCAAGUUUUGGCUGGUCAGUUGAAGUGUUUCUCCUUUUCCUGUGGGAAGGAGAUGAAUCAAGAAUGAUAUUUUCUCUCAUAUAUAGGGAUCAUUAUUUUUAGACCAGCAGCAGGUCUUAGCCUCUUCAUGUAAUGCGCUCAGACAGAGCCACCUGAGGCAUCAAGGUUUGCACGGUGUGGUGCUUAGGGUCAUAGAUGUUGAGUAUAACUUGUGUUUUGGAAAUGUGGAUGCACAAAGCACAGAAUUGUGUGGUAAUUUAAAGCUCAACGACUGCUGUUUGUCAGCUUCUGUUUCAGACAUGACAGAUGUAUAAAGUUUUGACUAAACUGAAUCCCAGCUUACAUAACUCUUAGUACAUACAGCUCUUGUGUGUUCAGCUUGGAGAUACGAGGCUGUGUCAUGAACUGUGGCCAGGGUACUGCUGAGUUUGGAGUGUGCCUGUGUUGCAGAAAGGAAUCUCUAUGUUCUCAGCAGCCAAGGACACUGCGUAUAGAGGGAAUCUUGGUACCCUUAAAGGUCAUCAGGGCUCAUUCUGGAAAACACCAGCUGAAAUGCAUGCCUAGGAUGUCAUCCCUCUGCUAUACAUAGCAAACUCAAAGCUUCUUACAGAGAAACCUCUUACCAGUCACUUUCCACAAAUGGUGCUUGUACCUAAAGGUACUUAGUGAAAAUCCUUGAGAGUAUUUAAUGCAAAAGCAGUUAGUCUCUCUGGUGUUUCUCAGGAGCCUGUGCACAUUGCUAGCAGGGAGAAGUGCCCAUCAGCUACAACACAGCGCUUAGGCCAGUUACUCAUUUUGUCUUGACCACCCCAAGAACUUGCCAAGAUGUGUGACAUGGGGGGGCUUGACAACCUGAUUGCCAACACGGCCUACCUGCAAGCAAGGAAGAGCGGAGAGGGAGACACCAAGGAGAUGCAAAAGAGACGUAAAAGCCUGUCGUUGCCCAAGCUGGAACAGUGCGGGGAGGUCAGACAGUCCCUUGUUGCUGAUUAUGACAACAUCUGUGAGCAGCAGCCCAUUGGCAAGAAAUUCUUUAGAGACUUCUUAGAGACGGUGCCAGAAUAUGUGGUAGCUAGGGACUUUCUGGAUGAGGUGUCAAACUGGGAGCUGGCAGAGGACAAUGUCAAGAGCAGUACCAUGGAGAAUAUGGUUAGCAAUUUUCUUAAGACAGGCUCCAAAAACUAUUUGGCUUUCAUGAGCUCUGACUUGUCCAGCAAAUGCCAGGCAGCUACUGAGAAAGACUAUGAGAAUAUCAUGCAGCUGGCCAAGGAGGAAACCAAAGUCUUUCUUAAAGACAAGCCCUUUCAGGACUUCCAGACCAGCCCCUUCUUUGACAAAUUCCUACAGUGGAAAGUUUUUGAGAAGCAGCCGGUAACGGAAAAAUACUUCUAUGAGUUCCGAGUGCUGGGCAAAGGUGGCUUUGGAGAGGUUUGUGCCAUCCAGGUGAAAAAUACUGGCAAGAUGUAUGCCUGCAAGAAACUGGAUAAGAAAAGAUUGAAAAAGAAAGGAGGUGAGAAGAUGGCACUACUAGAGAAAGAGAUCCUGGAGAAAGUCAACAGCCCCUUCAUCGUCACGCUAGCUUAUGCCUAUGAGAGCAAAAGCCACCUGUGUCUUGUCAUGAGCCUCAUGAAUGGAGGGGAUCUGAAGUAUCACAUCUACAAUGUAGGAGAAAGGGGUUUGGAGAUGAAGAGGGUCAUCUAUUACUCAGCUCAGAUCACCUGUGGGAUUCUGCAUCUCCAUUCCAUCAAGAUCGUGUACCGGGACAUGAAACCAGAGAACGUCCUUCUGGAUGAUAAUGGUAAUUGCAGACUGUCUGAUCUUGGAUUGGCAGUACAAGUCAAAGAGGGAAAAAGCAUCACUCAGAGGGCUGGGACAAAUGGUUAUAUGGCUCCAGAAAUCCUGAAGGAAGAAGAUUACUGCUAUCCUGUGGACUGGUUUGCUAUGGGGUGUAGUAUUUACGAGAUGGUUGCUGGAAGAACACCAUUCAAGGAUUACAAAGAAAAGGUCAAUAAGGACGAGGUGAAACGAAGAACUCUGGAAGAUGAGGUGAAAUUUGAACACGCCAACUUCACAGAAGAAGCUAAAGAUAUUUGCCGUCUGUUUUUGGCUAAGAAAAAAGAGAAUCGUUUAGGAAGCAGAAACGAAGACGAUGACCCAAGAAAACAUAAUUUCUUCAAAACAAUAAAUUUCCACAGGCUAGAGGCAAACCUCAUUGACCCUCCAUUUGUGCCAGAUCCAUCAGUUGUCUAUGCCAAAGAUGUUGCAGACAUUGCUGACUUCUCUGAAGUACGAGGAAUUGAGUUUGAUGACAAAGAUAAGAAGUUCUUCAAAAAGUUUGCCACAGGUGCUGUCCCUAUACCCUGGCAGGAGGAAAUUAUUGAAACAGGACUCUUUGAAGAGCUGAACGAUCCUAACAGAGUAGAGGGGGGUUAUGCAAAUGGAGGUGAGGCUAAGUCAGGAGUUUGUUUGUUGUUGUAAAUAUCACCUUGUUAACGAAGCAUAGAAACCACUUCAGAACCUUCCAUGCUCUGACGCUGGUUCGGGAUGCAGAAGAACCGUCAGCGUAACAUGGCAUUGGCAGGCUAUGUAGGACUACCAGCUGUAUAGACUAUAUAAUUUCCUUUGCUCUAACAAAGGAGAUAAUAUUCUUGUUUUAUUGGAGAUUUUAUCAGGAUGAAGGUCCAUAUUUCUCUUGAGAAACUUAGGAUGAUAGAAAUUCUGAAAUACAAAAAGAAGGAAUAGAGUGAAAAGACAACACCAUCUGAAAAUAACUGACUGCUGUUUUCAAGACAAGGAUUUGUUGGGUUGCUUUCUACUUUCCUGUUAUUUCUACUAACACUUCCUCUUUGUUCUAAAGUUCUCAGGAAAGAUUUUUUUUUUUAAUUUCUGAGUAAUUACUCUCAGUUAGACAAUGAAGCUCAUGUACCACGUCAAACUUGGAAUCUUACUGCUUAGCCAAUCUCUCUGUUGUUUUCUUGAUUUCUCUUAGCUUGUGGGUGGUUGAUUGUGAUAUGUCCAAACUGUCCUAAAAUAUAAAAGAAGGCUCUUCAUAUCACUAGGAGAUAGGACCAACAGGAUCAAACUCUUUACAAAGGUGAUUUUGACAGAAUGAAGUUAAACUUGCACCAAUUUAAUUGAAUAAAGCACUUAUUUAUUA
Molecule: messenger RNA, 3386 nt
Organism: Pogoniulus pusillus (Red-fronted tinkerbird)
Lineage: Eukaryota; Metazoa; Chordata; Aves; Piciformes; Lybiidae
Gene: GRK7
Product: G protein-coupled receptor kinase 7
Exons: 4
Coding region: 1055-2707 (550 amino acids)
Biological process (GO): regulation of signal transduction; protein phosphorylation; signal transduction
Cellular component (GO): cytoplasm
Molecular function (GO): ATP binding; rhodopsin kinase activity
Source: RefSeq, a predicted model, not a curated record